GCGCCGGCCCCCAGCCCGUCAGGCGCGCGCCCUGGGUCCCUCGAGCCGGUGACCCGACACUGGCGCCGCGACGGACCCUCCGUGCCGGACCCUGCGGGACUUCAGCCUUGACAGCGCAGCCCAGGCUCCUCCGCGGGGCGGCGCGCGGGCUCCUGGGAAAUGUAGUCCGGCGCCGCGUCCCCCUCAGCCGGGACCGCCGACACCUGGAGGCCGGCGGAGAUGACCGGCUUAUGUACUCACAGAAUGGCAGUUAUUGACCUAUCCUCCACAUGGGCUUUGCCUAAACAGGACUCUGCAUAUUUCCAUCUGAGAAAUGCUGAAGAGGAAAGGACGAUUGCUGUAUUUCUGACAACCUGGUUACAGGAACCAAUGACCUUCGAAGAUGUAGCUGUAGAGUUCACUCAGGAAGAGUGGAUAAUGCUGGAUUCUGCUCAAAGAAGUCUAUACAAAGAUGUGAUGUUGGAAAACUAUCGAAAUCUCACCUCUGUGGAAUAUCAGUUGUGCAGGCUUACUGUGAUCUCCCCAUUGCAUCAAGAAGAGAUAAGGAAUAUGGAAAAGAGAAAUCCCCAAGGCAUCUGUCCAGAUGAGAAGAUUCAACCUAAAACCAAAGAGUCAACUAUGCAGAAUAUUUUGGUAGAGGAACCAUUCAAUGCAGUGAACAUAAAAUUUGCAAUGGAUAAUUGGUCCUACACAUUAAGAGAUAACUGGGAGUGCCAUAAGAUCAGAAAACAGUGUAAGGUUCCUGGGGGACAUUGGAGGCACGUGACAUAUGCCCCAAAGGAAACAGUAUCUCAGGAGCUGUUCUGUGGCUAUUAUGAAUUAGAGGAAAACUCUAAACAUAGAUCAAAACUUAUUUUUUCACCGAGCAUUUUCACCAGUAAACAUUGUCAAAACUGUUACUCAGAGAUUGGAUGUUCGAAAUACAAUUCAAUCAUAAACAAUUAUGUGAAAAACUCUGUAAGUGAGAAGCUCUAUGAGAGUCAUGAAUAUGAUACAAAGCUAUGGCAUCUUCAGAGAAAUCAAACAGUACAAAAACAGUGCAUAUAUUCUAAACAUAGAAUGCACUUCAAGCAUUAUAUGUUUACUAUACCUAACAAUUUGCAUGUGGCACAGAAUUCUUGUGAAUGUAAUGAAAACAAAACCCUGUGUUAUCAAUCAUCCCUUAAGAAACAAGGACAGACUCAUACAGAAAAGAAACAUGAAUGUAAUCAAUGUGGAAAAGCCUUCAAAAGGAUUUCUAAUCUUAUUUUACACCAGAAAAGUCACAUGGGUGAGAAACAAUAUGAAUGUAAAGAAUGCAGUAAAGUGUUCAGUGAUUCCUCAACUUUAAGGAGACAUUUAAGAACUCACACUGGAGAGAAACCCUAUGAAUGUAAUCAGUGUGGAAAAGCUUUCAGUCAAAAAACAUCCCUUAAUGCUCAUGUGAGAACUCACACUGGAGAGAAACCUUAUGAAUGUAAUCAGUGUGGAAAGUCCUUUGGCACAAGCUCCUACCUUAUAGUGCACAAGAGAAUACACACUGGAGAAAAACUCUAUGAAUGCAGUGAGUGUGGAAAAGCCUUCAACACGAGCUCUCACCUUAAAGUUCAUAAGAAAAUUCACACUGGAGAGAAUCUUUAUAAAUGCAGUGACUGUGGGAAAGUUUUCAGUGGACUCUCAUCCCUUAGAAUGCACGUAAGAACUCACACCGGAGAGAAACCCUAUGAAUGUAAGGAAUGUAGGAAAGCCUUCAGUGUUUCAUCUUCCCUUAGGAGACAUGUGAGAGUUCACACUGGAGAGAAACCCUAUGAAUGUAUUCAGUGUGGAAAAGCAUUUAGUCAGAGCUCUUCACUUAUUAUACACAAGAGAAUUCAUACUGGGAGAGAAAUCCUAUAA
Molecule: messenger RNA, 1875 nt
Organism: Saimiri boliviensis boliviensis (Bolivian squirrel monkey)
Lineage: Eukaryota; Metazoa; Chordata; Mammalia; Primates; Cebidae
Gene: ZNF891
Product: zinc finger protein 891
Biological process (GO): regulation of transcription by RNA polymerase II
Cellular component (GO): chromatin; transcription regulator complex; PcG protein complex
Molecular function (GO): RNA polymerase II cis-regulatory region sequence-specific DNA binding; DNA-binding transcription factor activity, RNA polymerase II-specific
Source: RefSeq, a predicted model, not a curated record